Paralichthys olivaceus (Japanese flounder) is the source of this 7302-nucleotide messenger RNA. RefSeq names its product apoptosis-associated tyrosine kinase b (gene lmtkb). NCBI's taxonomy places the organism in Eukaryota, Metazoa, Chordata, Actinopteri, Pleuronectiformes, Paralichthyidae. Gene Ontology annotation, molecular function: ATP binding; protein tyrosine kinase activity. Gene Ontology annotation, biological process: peptidyl-tyrosine autophosphorylation; brain development. The record is from RefSeq and is a predicted model, not a curated record.
GGUGUCACAUGUCCGAUGCCAGCGGGUCUCAGCUCCCGGGAUGAUGUGACCGCGUCUCCAGGUGUGUGCGUAAAACCGUGCGCCGUGGGAUUCUGGAUCAGGUCCAGCCUCCUCCCCCUCCUCCUCCUCCUCCUCCUCAUCUUCGUCUCCCGCAGCCACGAUCUCCACAUCCCGAGGAGUAGAAUUAAGACAAGGCCCCGGAGUGACCGGACCCCGGAGGAUGAGUGUGUGUGAGCCGAACCUCACCGGAGUACAGAGGCAUGAAGGCGCACGUUGAGACACGGAGGAGAAAUGACGCUGUGCUCCAGAUAUAGCGUCGCGUAGAUCGUCCUCCUCGUCCUGCGGUUUUUCUGCCUGUGUGGAAGAUGUUGCUGCUCCUGGUGAUGUCUUCAGUCGCUCUCAGCCCCGGAUCUGCCCUCAGCUCCCAUUUCAGCUCAGAUGGCGCUCCGCUGAGUGAGCUGUCCUGGUCGUCGUCCCUGGCUGUGGUGGCCGUCUCCUUAUUGGGCCUCUUCACCUUCGUCUUCCUCAUGCUGGCCUGCCUCUGCUGCAAGAAGGGCAAGACCGGCUUUAAGGAAUUCAAGAAUGUGGACGGGGAGGAGUACCACGCAGACAUGUCCACCUUGGCCUCGCCGGCCUCCCAGGGCAGCCUGGACGUCUACAUCCUGCCCCUCACUGAGGUGUCGCUGCCAAUCGCCAAGCAACCUGCUCACUCAGUCCAUCUCCUGAAAUCCACAGACCUCAGCCGCCACAGUCUCCUCUACCUGAAAGAGAUCGGGAAUGGCUGGUUUGGGAAGGUUUUGCUGGGGGAGGUGAACACAGGCCUGAAUACCACUGAAGUGGUAGUGAAGGAACUCAAGUCCAGUGCCAGUGUGCAGGACCAGAUGCACUUCCUGGAGGAGGCCCAGCCUUUUCGCGUCCUGCAGCAUCCCGCUCUGCUGCAGUGUUUGGCUCAGUGCACCGAGGUCACCCCCUACCUGCUGGUGAUGGAGUUUUGUCCACUGGGGGAUGUGAAGAGUUACCUCCGGAGCUGCAGGACUGCAGAGACCAUGACCCCCGAGCCCUUGAUUCUUCAGCGGAUGGCCUGUGACGUCGCCUCAGGACUCCUGCAUCUGCACAAACACAACUUCACGCACAGUGACCUGGCGUUGAGGAACUGCUUGUUAACUGCUGAUGCUUCAGUGAAGAUCGGAGACUAUGGCCUGUCCCACACCAAGUACAAGGAUGAUUACUACCUGACCUCAGAUCAGAUGUACGUGCCGCUGCGCUGGAUCGCUCCAGAGCUGGUGGACGAGGUGCAUGGAAACGUGCUGGUGGCAGACAACACCCAGCAGAGCAACAUCUGGUCUCUGGGUGUGACGAUCUGGGAGCUGCUGGAGUUGGGGAACCAGCCCUACAGACACUACUCCGACCGACAGGUGCUCACCUACGCUGUGAGGGAGCAGCAGCUGCGACUUCCCAAACCACUGCUCAAGGUGCCGCUGGCUGAGCGCUGGUAUGAAGUGAUGCAGUUCUGCUGGCUCCAGCCUGAUCAGAGACCCAAUGCAGAGGAAGUCCACCUGCUGCUCAGCUACCUUUGUGCCAAGGGGGCUAGCGAAGCAGAGGAGGACUUUGAGAGGCGCUGGAACUCGCUGUGUCCCAACACUGGAUUCAACAGCCACCACGGUGCCUCUGCAAUGUCACAAGACCACCCCUCGUCCACCUCCUCCUCCUUCCCUCUCCUCGAGCAGUUUUCAGCAGGUGAUGGCUACCACUCGGAGUCUGGGGAUGACAUACUAACAGUCACCGAAACCAGCCAUGGCCUGAACUUUGAGUACAAGUGGGAGCAAGCCAGAACAGACCAGUCCUAUAGAGGCCAGGACUCCUCCAGUACCCUGGGUCAGGUCAACCAUCAUUGCCAGGAAGCCUUUUAUCCACCAGGGGGCAUUGUUGGAGGCUGCCCUAUGGAGAGCCUCAGCCACGCAGUUUCUCCUUCUUACUACCAACCAAAACAUCUACAUGCUCCUGGCGUUCUCCCUGUCCUUAGUGCCCAUAGCCCCUCAGUAAGCAGUGAAUACUACAUCCGCAUUGAAGAGCCAGUGGAUUGUAACAUCGAUCUGGACUAUACCAUGUGUUCCUACAGCCCAGAGUAUCAGGGCAGCAGUGGGAGCUUCCUUACCGGGAGUGCAGACUCAGGCGAGUGCAUGGCCUGUCCGUCUCAAGCUAAGAACAUGGUCAUGGCUCCCUAUUGGGCAGCAGACAUCCGUAAGUCCGAUGUGUAUGACUCCAAUGACUCGAGUCCAGCCAUCUCCCUGACAAUGGAGCCCCUUUUAGGACAAGUGUCGCACAACAGCCCCCUACGACCCUGGGAGUCCAGUCACUAUGUGUCCUAUAAAGACAGAGAUGGAGGUUACUACUAUGAGCACUCACCACCUUUGGGAAUAGACCACUAUCUGAUUGGAAGUGAGCACUCUAGUGAGCACCAUCAGGAAAGCUGGGGGUCAAGGAGCUUGCGUCAGGCCUUGGGUGAGUUGGAGAACCCGCUGGGUGUUACCCGCGCUGUGACCAGUCCACCUCAACAGGCCUUCAGAGAUUCAUACCUGGACACAAGUCAGACCUCCAUCAUUGGAAAGAACGUGACUGGAGGUUACUACGACAUGAUGGGCUCGCUCAGGAAGACUAUGCCUAGCCACACAAGGCACAACAGCCACUCGGUCAGUAUCAACAUGGAGACAGAGGGGGCGCUCUUUAUCGGGCACAGAGACAGCGAUUCAGAAGAUGAAGAAGAGGAGGAUAUAUUUGUUGAGAGACACACCUGCAACACGUGGCCUUCAAAACACCGCCACAGCAGCGUGGGUCACCACCGACGGGCAAGCCACAGCUGUAGACAGGACGCUUAUGUAGAUUUCCACUACACCAUGCCAAGUACUGACAUUGAGGACUCCUGGCCAGAGGAGAACAGCCUGGCCUUCCACUCUCUACCCAAACCUCUUGACUACCUUGAGCCGCACCAGGCCAAAGACAACAGUGCCUGCCUCAGUCUGAGCAAACACCACGCAAUGGUGCCUUCAGACACCUGCAACAGCUACAUCUACUUGUGCCACGAGGGCGACACUCAGGUGCCAGCGUCUGGAGAGUGCUGCCACUCACACUUUGUUGACCCGCUCACCGGUUUGCUCGUCAGAAACAACAGCUACAGUCACAGCAACUAUAUCCGAGAUAAGAUCAUUGACACCCCAUGCAACGAGGAGAUGAUCAAUCUAUCACCGGCUCCAGGGGGUCCCAUUGUGGCCAAACCUACCUUGAUAAAGACUGAGGAGCGUGGAGAGCAGUAUAUCGACCUGACAACUAAUGGUAGCCCACUCAGAGAGAAGAGGGAGGAUGUAAUCAAGGAAAACCUCAUCAUGCAAAAAACGACAGAACCUAAAAUAGAAGAGGUGACGCUGACAAUGACGAAAAUCCCUCCGCCUCCUGCCGACAACAUGCACGUGAUGGUGGCGCUCACAGAUCCGCAGUCAGACUUUAGUCCCACUGGAGACAGCGGUGUUGAUCAAGGCAGCUCCAGUGCUUGCCUCGCUGACAUUCUCGACUGCAGUGACGAUGACGAGCAAGAGGAGGAUGAUGAUGACAUCACAGAGGAUAUCACCGACGUCACCUCAGGCAUCUUUGCUGACGAGUCCAGUGAGCUGAAUGCUUCACCUGCCUUCAAGUCUCUACAGAAGCAGGUAGGAACUCCCGAUUCCAUGGAUUCCAUGGAUCUACCAUCUGCAGCUGGGUCCUCUGAAGGCUUCAGCCCUGCCUCCUCCCACCCGUCCAGCUCACCUAAAGCUAUGGACAGUGGCUACGACACAGAAAACAACGAGAGCCCAGAGUUUGUACCCAAAGAGCCUCAUGAACCCCGAGAACAACCUCUGGCAAAGCCUACUCUAGAUACAAGCCUGGAGGAGGACGAGGUGCUGGAGGAGGCCAAAGAGGAUGAACCAUCACUGGGUGAAGAUGUGGCCUCAGGAGACUCUCAGACAGUUGACCACAUCUUUUCACCACUAAGCGAUAAAACCCCGUACAGAGACUCAGCUUACUUUUCAGACUGUGAGGGUGAGAGGCAGCCCAGGGAUGAAGGAGAAGAAUCAUCAUCGACAGUAAGAGAUGAACAAAAUACGGAAGAAAAGAAGGGUGAGAAAAGGAAGAGUGAGGAAGAACUUAAAGACGCUGCAGCAAACAAAGACAUAAAAGUUGAAAUGAAGCAAAUAUCAACAGAAGGAACAGAAUUCUCUUGUCCAGCAGAGAUGGAGGAAUACUUGACUGAGGUUUGUCCAGAUGAGGAGUUGGGGCUUCCCCUGGAGCCCUCUGAGACUGCAUCAAUAGAGGGAGGACUGGAUGAAUGGCCGUCCCAGGAGGAGAGCUCAUCUCUAGGGGAUUGGGCAGCAGAGGUGGUGGGGGCCAUGGAAGAAGCCCUUGGAGCCCUGAAUGGAGAUAGUACACACAACGUUAAGGUAGAAAGUGAGGAAGCAGAAGUCGUGGAAGACUCAGAACCAACAAAAGAGCCAGUGAUGAAGAUGAUUCAAACCAGGACAUCUGGUGAAAUCCCCCACUCUUUACCCAAAGACGAGGUGGCCCUGCAGCACACGGCAAACACCCGGCGGUUUUCUGCUUCCUCUCCUCCACCUCCGUCAACCCCUCCACCUCCGCUCCCUGCAACAGACGGCCGAGGGUCUCCAGCCGAUGGGGAAGAGGCCGAUGAGGAGGACGGCGACACAGACGACAGCGAUGAGUCCGAUGAGGAGCUGCGAUCCUAUAGCAUGCAGGAACAGAGCUGCGGGGAGGAGAGCGAGGAGGAAUGCCACCCGGUGCCCAUUGUGGUGAGCGACGACAGCGAAGCCCACAAACUGCGAAGCCUCCUCAAGAUGCCGACGCUGCUCACAACGGAGAACCUGCAGGAGGAGCUGGAACGCAAGAAGAAGACCGUGUCUUUCUUUGACGAUGUCACCGUCUACCUGUUCGAUCAAGAAAGUCCGACUAAAGAGCUGAGUGAGCACAGCUUCCCCGUGGGAGCGGAGGGUCAGAGUUCACACAGCAAAUCCAAAGAGAGAGUCAAUGCCUCCGACGACUCCUCUGAUGGGAACAUCUCAGAAGAGAGUGCAGGGUACGAGUGGGAGGACGACUUUCCCCUCCUGCCUCUCCCAACAUCCUCAGGAGCAUCCGACUCUCCCCCCACUCGCUCCGUCCCCAAAACCCCAGACGUCAAACCGGUCGUUCAGUUCUCCCGCUUCACCGUCUCCCCCUCCAACGUUUCCCGUUUCUCCAUCACUCACAUCUCUGACUCUGAUAUGGACUCAGCAGGAGGAAGCAGCGAGGACGGAGACAAAGAGUAACGAGCUGUGGAUAUUUCCUGCCUCUUUGACCACAGUUUGGCUUCUAGCAUGACUCCUGAAUUAUUUCAUAACGUCAGGUUUUAGAAACACAAGACAGUGCCUCUCACUCCUGUGGACACUUUGGAAAAGUCUUACCACGGUGUAGGACCUAAACUUCAAGAUUAUGAUUAAUAUAUCAAACUUUUACAGAAUAUUAAUAUAUACUGGAUGUAAAGAAUCUUUGAAAGCAGGGGAAAUUUGUUUGUUGAAUUUUUUCAGAUUAAAAAGACAAAUGGAAGCCGUUUGAAAAUAAAUCACCUGGUUCACUUCUUAAUUUAUGAUGGGGAGUAAAGCUGAGAGCGUGGCGCCACCUGGAGGAGACGUGUUCAUCUGUCACUUUGAGUUUUGGGCUUUUUGACGAAGACUGUACAGCUCCACCCACUUUUUCAGAAACUGCUUUACUUGUCUUAAUGAACACAAAGGAGAAUCUCUGAGGUAUCACAAGUAAUAUGAUGUGAAUAUUUGGAUUCGUGCAGAGACGAAGGUCACACAGGAAUCUGAACGGCCCCUGGUUGGGUUCUGAAUGUUAUUUUGUGGAAACAGCCGAGCGAACGUGGACAACCUGAUAUUUUCUCUUCUUGUUUUUUAUAUUAGAAAUCACUCCAGUGCUGUUUUACAUGAAUAUGUGGCUCGUUCUCUCUCGGCAGCACCUUCACAACCAAACUGUGUUAAAUCAGGCACGAUGUCACCAUAGUAACAAGAAGUGAAGGGAUUAGUUUCAAAUAUAGCGAUGCAUGGUUUCAAGUAACUAGGAGACAGACGAGUUUUUGGAAUUGAGACAAAGACACGUGGUCACUGAAAUCCUUUCUCAUGUCGCAGCUCCAAAACAAAAGAUGUUCAGUAUCUGGACUGCAGCUCCUCUGAUGAUGAUGACGCGGGCCAACAGGAGGAGCCUCAGAUGAUCGCAUGUUUUUGUUAAUCCAGUUUAAUACCAGACAAAACAAAGCACUUCAUCACAUUGAUGCAAAAAUCCUGAAAAUCCAACAUUGUCAAAAAAGACUCUGGUACAAUGAGAGAAAUUAAAGGGAUUGAUAACAAAUGUAUGAAUCAUCAUCUCACUCAAGCCGCGAUAUCAAAAUCCACACCCGCCCGACAGUAUUACAAAUCUCUGUUAGUCUGAACCAACAGGAUUUUUCAUAUGUAAACCAGAAGAUUAAAUUCAGUUUGACAGCUUCAGCUCAUUUCUACCUUUGUAUCUGUUUUGAACUGACCUGACUUCACUGUUACUGACACAGUUGCUGUAUUUUGGCUGAGAUGAGCUCGUUCGGAGCAGCUUUGUUUGAUUCUGCUCUUAGAUGGAAAAAGGUUUCCUCUAAAUAAUAAUCAUUUAUUUUAAAAAGGACGAGUGGGAGCGCCAACAAAGAGUCAUAGGAUGAAAUAUUUAAAGAGCCAAGAUGUUUUCAUGUGACGGAUCAAUGUUCAAUGUGUCCGAUCAGCUGAUCGACGGACGGAGCUGAUGUCAUGAUCAUGCUUUGCUUGUGAGAACGUGUGGUCGUUCAGACUUGUCGGCUCUGAAGUUCUAAAUGUGAUCAACACGUGUUUGUUUGCCUCUUUAAUAUUCUGUACGUUAGCAGCAUAGAACCAUCUAGACGACUAUCUGUAAUAUUUUUGUAUUUCCACAAGAAUACUUUUGAGAGCAUUGAUGUACUGAACCUGUGAGGGAAGUUUAAAAUAAUGUCUCUGUUUAUUUUUGCCAAAGAGCUGCUGUGUUGUGGUUCCGGGGCGAGAGCGGUCCGUGUGGUGGUGACACACGAGGAGGACGACGGGAGCUUUGAACUGAUCUUUAAAAAAUAAACGUGCAGGAGAGGUUUUGGUUUAGAAUAUCGUCAGUAAUGUGUCUCCACACUGACCUGGACACAUCGUUACCUUCUGUACCUUCUAUCAAAUAUAAAUAAAGUCUGUUUUACACAUCUUA